CUCGAAAUUGAAAAUCAUUUUCUUUGAAUGCAUAAAUGCUUGAACUGAAUGCCCGUCGGCUGUGGACACCAGCCCUCUGGUUCACAGCCGCGCACACCCACAGGCCACAGGUUGAGCCAUCUUAUUGUAGUAACAACCACUCGACGACCGUUUCUAAUCAGGAAAACGAACGAUUCUUUCUUGAAGAGAUCCGAGGGUGGUUUUUCUGUAAUGACUUCUGAGUUGGUUGUGCAUAGUGGUGCAUGCCACUGCAAGAAAGUAAGAUGGCGAGUCAAAGCGCCUGCCAGAGUUGUAGCAUGGGAUUGCAACUGCUCUAAUUGCUUCAUGAGGGGUAAUACACAUUUCAUCGUUCCUUCGGAACAUUUCGAGCUUUUAGGAGACUCCGAGAAAUUUAUUUCAACCUACACCUUUGGUACUCAAACUGCAAAGCAUACCUUCUGCAAAGUUUGCGGCAUUACCUCGUUCUACCGUCCGCGCUCAAAUCCAGAUGGGGUUGCAAUUACUUUCAAAUGUGUUGAUCCUGGAACUUUGACCCAUGUGGAGAUUAGGCAGUUUGAUGGAAAAAAUUGGGAGGCCUCUUAUGCUCACACUGGCAUUGCUUCAUUCUCAAAGGUCAAGAAAACAAGUUCGAAUGUACAGUUUGAUAUAUGCUAUAAUUGAUGUUCACGACUGUUAAUAUUCAUCGGCGAACUUGUUUAGACUUGCAUUGUAGCGGAAAUGUAUAUUCUCGAGUCUCGCUGAUGGAGUUUGUUGUGUAAAAUUCUUGCCUUAGACUUGUGUUUGUAGGUUGAAAAUUGAGAGUUUUGAGCUUUCAUUUGAGAGCAUUAGAUGCUGAAUUUUAGGUGCAGAAACUUGAGUUGUGUAAAUGGUAUGCUUUCAAAUUAUACUAGAACUUCUGUGAUGCUUUGUAUUAUUGGUUGGUUUUACAUGAAAAUUGGCUCAAAUAUGGAGCUUAGGAAUAAAGGAA
Molecule: messenger RNA, 967 nt
Organism: Momordica charantia (bitter melon)
Lineage: Eukaryota; Viridiplantae; Streptophyta; Magnoliopsida; Cucurbitales; Cucurbitaceae
Molecular function (GO): carbon-sulfur lyase activity
Source: RefSeq, a predicted model, not a curated record